ACCAGAAUUUGCUACAUACUUUGAAAACAGGAGUUUGUACUUGUGAUGCAAUAUUGGUAACUAUUGUGACAGGGUGACUCAGCAAAUUAUCAACAGUACUUAUUAUAUCAUUGCACAGAAACACAUCAGUAUAGACUGAAAACAACACUGAACAGGGACAUUUACUGAAUCUCACGAUGGCCGCAGCAACUGGUGAUGAACAUGUUCUAGAUUCGGUGAAGGACUACUAUGGGAAAGAGUUGAAGUGCACUGACGAUCUGAAGACUCCAACCUGCAAGACACCAUCUGUGGGGUUGCCAAAAGCAGUCCGAGAAGCGCUGGCGGAUGUCCAUGACGAAGUGGUGAAAAGGUACUAUGGGUGUGGUUUAGUGAUCCCUUCGAAGGUGGAGGGGAUGAGGAUACUGGACCUGGGCAGUGGGACAGGUCGAGAUUGCUUCGCCCUCAGCAAACUGGUGGGAGAGAACGGUUACAUUGUUGGGAUUGAUAUGACAGAUGAACAGCUGGAGAUAGCAAAUCAGUACAUCGAUUAUCACAGAGACAAGUUCGGCUACAAGAAGUCCAAUGUGGAGUUCGUCAAGGGAUAUAUUGAAAAGCUCACUGAGGCAGGAUUAAAGGAGAACAGUUUUGACAUCAUUAUCUCCAACUGUGUGGUGAAUUUGUCUCCCGACAAGAAAUCAGUGCUGCGAGAAGCCUACAAAGUUCUAAAGGUUGGUGGUGAGGUGUAUUUCAGUGAUAUCUACUGUGACCAGACCCUCCCGGAAUCGGCACGAAAACACAAAGUCUUGUGGGGUGAGUGUAUUUCUGGUGCGUUGUUUUGGAAAGAGUUGUUUAGUCUGGCCAAAGAGGUUGGAUUCAGUACACCCAGGAUGGUUUCCGUAUCACCAGUUCCCAUCACGCGACCAGACUUCAAAGAGAUCUUAGGGGAUGCUCAGUUUGUGUCGGCCGCAUACAGACUUUUCAAGUUACCCGAAACCAAGCAACCAGCCCGCCAAGUCAUCUACAACGGGGAGAUAACAGGACAUGAAUCAGAACUCAAGUUUGACUUUGCAGCAACCUUUAAGAAAGGAGAUGUUGUACCUGUUGACAGUGAACUGUCGACUAUUUUAGACAGCUCCAGAUACAAGGAAGAGUUUGAGUUUCAGCCGGCUGGCAAGCCAUGUUGUGCCCCCACUACAAAGAUGGAAUUGAAUCCAUUUGAGUACAUGGAAAUCCUGAAGAAAGAUGGCAAAUUACCAGCCUCUCCCUGUUGUUGCUAGGCAUCAGACAUUUCUCACCUGAUUAGUGCUAUGUAAUUAAUAACCACAGUAGUAAUCAUUUUAUUUCCAUGACAUAAGCUACUGGAUUAAAUCAAAGACUUUCCAUUUUAUCCACAAUGGUAGCUGGUUACUAUGAAUCCCAUACAUUUACCAUUAUAAAAUUAUUAAUCUACUCACAAAGACUUCUACAAAUUACAAGAACAAUCAGUACUAGCAAUGUAUUUUUUUAGUUUGUUUAAAAAUAAAACAGGUUUUGCAAACCAAAAUAGCAUCUCCCAAUGUCGGGUUAAAUUGAUUUUAGAUGUUGAGGCCUGUGGUAUUACAGAAGAUUGUAUCUAAGCAAAAUUGUCUUAGUUACUCUCUGCUUAGUGAUGGUUUGCAAUAAAAAAGGGACACAAAUGAAAUAAUAUAUAAUGUCUUUACAAAAAACAACUAGUUUGCAUUUGUAGAUUUUUAAUCUGUUCAUGGUAUAGCAUAAUAUUUAGUGCUAUAUAUUUUCCUGAAUGAAUUUGCCAUAAAUAGAAGCUUACAGGAAGAAGAGGUGUUGAACUGGACACGAGCACACAUGAAAAGUGACAUCUAUUAACUGGACAUAUUGAAUCGUAAUUAGGAUCUUAAAAUUGAAAAUAAGGAGUGGGUCGUGAAACUGUCCAAAUUUUAUCCCUAGACAUAUUCGAUAUUUCUUUUUUACAAAUAUUUUAAAAUUUUAUAUAUGUACUGAAUACAGCCCUCAGGUUAUGACCCCUCUCACUUCGCUUGAACAUGUUGGAAAGUAAUAACUUAUUAACAUACCAAUAUACUUUAAAUGGUCGUCUUUGAAAAAGUGUUAAUUUUAUAAGGAUGAUUUUCAGUUUGUCAGAAAAUGCUUAUUGCCGUUAAUGGGGGUGGGAUGUAGCUCAGUGGUAGAGAGCUUACUGGAGAUGUGAUGGGUAAUAGAAUUAAUAAUCCCAAAUUACCCCUCAGGGUUUUUCUGUACCAACAAGUGCCCCACAAGUACAUCAAAAGCAGUGGUAUGUACUGUCUAUGGGGAACUAGCUUACUGCAAUUUGGUAGUUGCCAUAUGGGGAAGUGUGUAUUAAAAAACCUCUUUUCUGCUAUUCGGUAGUUGCCAUUGUGGCAGCAUAGGCUCUCCUAUCAUUAUUUAGAAAGUGGUAAAAUAGUAUAUGUGAGAUAUCAAAUAGCCACAGUUUAAAAUGUGCUGAGAUGUCAUUGAACAUUGUCAUUGCCAUUAAUAUACGAGUGUAUACAUAAAGACUUAGUUUAUUCUUCAUAUACUUACUAUUCGGAUUUGAAAUGUAAGCAUUUGACUUCAGGAUAACGGUAUGUUUUGGUCCUAAAUUCAUUGAUCAGUACACUGGUUUUCUUUAAUUAAUAUCAGUUGUACAAUUGUAGAAUGGCCCUCAUUGUCUUUCAGCAAUAUUUUAAUCAUGUCCAUGAUAUAUGCUUUGAUAUAUAAUUACAAGUUUGUUAACACAAAUAUGAAGAAACUUUUGUAACAGAAUAAACAUUCCAUCUAUAAA
Gigantopelta aegis is the source of this 2776-nucleotide messenger RNA. RefSeq names its product arsenite methyltransferase-like. Gene Ontology annotation, molecular function: arsenite methyltransferase activity. Gene Ontology annotation, cellular component: cytosol. Gene Ontology annotation, biological process: arsonoacetate metabolic process; toxin metabolic process. The record is from RefSeq and is a predicted model, not a curated record. The transcript is spliced from 9 exons. Lineage: Eukaryota; Metazoa; Mollusca; Gastropoda; Neomphalida; Peltospiridae. The coding region runs from base 177 to 1256 and encodes 359 amino acids.